UAGUCUUCUUGCAUCUCUCUCUCUCUCUCUCUCUCUCUCUCUCUCUCUCUCUCUCUUCGUCUGUUGUUCAAAAUGCGAUAUAUACUCCCGAGACCUUCUCCGGCUUAUCUCUCACUUUCAGAUAUGACGGUUGAGUACAGUACCUCCAUCGUUUUCGACUAUGUCUCAGAUGCUACGAGCUACCUACUCCUGUUUAGUGGUCUUCAAAGAGAAGCCUUCGCUGUAUGCUAGUUGUGUUAUAUUGCAGUUAUAUUCUAUAUAUCCAUGCUCCCAUUGAUGGCGAGGUGCUGAAAAAGAUCACUUCUAUCCUUGAAAUUUUACCAGUUAAAGACGGUGAAUCUGUUCUUGUUCUGUUAUGGGUGCCAAAGGAAAUUGGAGACGCAUGUGUGCUUACUACCGCAGCACAUAUGCCUUUUCGUCUUUUUGGGAUCAACAAAGAACUUCAGAAAUACUAUUUAGCCUGUUUAGACCACAAACUCUAUGUGUAUAGAGAUGCUAAGGAAGAAGCGGCAUUCGGUCUUGCAGGCAAGGCUUACCUACGCUGCACUCCUCAACAAACUCAAAACGUGCACGAAUACCCUGAAGAUCAGCGUCCUCCGUGUGAAGAUGCUAUUUUUACUAAGAAUUGGGGAUCCUUUGCUGUGCCUGUGAUUGACGCUAAUACACGUGUUGGUGUUCUUGAGUUUGUCAUGGAUACACCGCGGGAUUAUAGCAAUGAUAUUCUUGUAGUUCAAAGACUCCUUCAGGAUGCCGGUUUGCAAACUUCAAUCCAAAUGGAUCGCACAAAUAGAACUUAUCUACAUCCCAAAAAAAUGAUCCGUAAAUCAAAGUCGUUUGACAAAACUAGGUACAGUCGUCUUGUUCCAUUGUUUGGACUGAGUAGUGCCCGUGCUGCAGAAAUACUUAAAGUUAAACCAGGUACUUUUACAAAUCUUUGUAGGAGAGUCGGUAUUCCUGAGUGGCCAUGUAUACGAAAUAGAAUUACCAGAGCUUCUUCUAUCCCGGAAAUUAAAAUCAAUCAAACGAUGGCUGAGUUUAGGUCUCUUAUAACUCCGAAUGCUGAUUCAAAACCCAUCUCGGAUAUAGAAGUUCCUGAGUGGCCCCUGGAACAAAUUAUGACUAGUGAUUUUGAUGCUUGGUUAUCAGAACUUCCUGGUCUUGAUGUCAUGGCAGACCCCUUUGAUACGGGAUAUCUUGAUUCCUUUUAUGAUGAAGAAAUGAUCAAUAUUGAUCAUCCGAAUGCGGAUGUGAACUCUAUCAGGGACAAAGCAUUUCCUGAGUCGUCGCUGGAGCAAACUAUUACCAUUCAUGCUGAUGCUUUGUUUCCCAAACGUUUUGGUCCCGGUUUCAUGUCAGACCUUGGUGAAAUGGAACAUCACCAUGAUAACUAUGCACCUAGCAUGGAAUAUCUUGCAAGAUGAUAAAUGGAUCAAUGAUAAAAUUAAAUAAAGUGAUGCAACAAGAGCUAUAUAUAGUUUGAGAAUAAUGUCAACCCGCCUAUGUAAAAGCGGAAAGUGAGUGUUUGGAUGUGUUCUACUGCUAGGCUUUAGGUGUGGAACCAUAAUAAAUAAGUAGUUUUGUUUCAAACAUAACAAAUAUUCAUGUGACCUUUUCCGUUGUAAAGACAUUAUUAUUGUUUGUAUGCUAUUUGCUUUUGUUGUCUAGAGGUGAGCGUUCAACAAAAUUGAAUACGAAUUACCCCAUUUUGUAUA
Helianthus annuus (common sunflower) is the source of this 1712-nucleotide messenger RNA. RefSeq lists its product as uncharacterized. NCBI's taxonomy places the organism in Eukaryota, Viridiplantae, Streptophyta, Magnoliopsida, Asterales, Asteraceae. The record is from RefSeq and is a predicted model, not a curated record. Gene Ontology annotation, molecular function: DNA-binding transcription factor activity. Bases 225 to 1421 code for a protein of 398 amino acids. The transcript has 6 exons.